Messenger RNA from Anarrhichthys ocellatus (wolf-eel), 435 nucleotides. Its product is annotated as regulator of G-protein signaling 21-like. NCBI's taxonomy places the organism in Eukaryota, Metazoa, Chordata, Actinopteri, Perciformes, Anarhichadidae. The coding region runs from base 1 to 435 and encodes 144 amino acids. The transcript has 4 exons. The record is from RefSeq and is a predicted model, not a curated record.
AUGGCGAUAAAAUUGUGUUGCUUUCCCAAGGAUCCACUGGAGGAUGUUGAGACUUGGAGUGAGUCUGUGGACAAAGUCCUCAGUUGUAAAGCCGGACAGAUAGCUUUCCGGGAGUUUCUGAAGUCCGAGUACAGCGAGGAGAACAUACUAUUUUGGCUCGCCUGUGAGGAGUAUAAAAAAAUCAAGACGGCGCCAGAGAUGAUCUCUUCUGCCAACAGGAUCUACUCAGAGUUUGUCCAAACAGAAGCGCCCAGACAGAUCAACAUAGAUUGUGGUACCAGAGAAAACAUAACAAAGAACAUCUCCCAGCCUUCCCUGACUUCGUUUGAUUCGGCACAGAAGCUGAUCUACAGUCUGAUGGCCAGGGAUUGCUACCCGCGCUUCCUAAAAUCUGACAUCUAUCAGGGACUCCUGAGGAGAACUAAUUCAAGGUGA